AUGAUUAAAUCAAUAACAGAAAAUAUUUAUUUUCCUUUAAAUUUUGUAUCAAAACUGAUUGAACGUUUUCCAUCACUUCAUCACAUUGAACUUCAAGUUUUUUCAUUUGAUAAUUGUGUACAUCUUAUUGAGAGAUUUCUUACUCAUUUGACAAAUUUAUCUUAUCUUAAAAUUAAUUAUAAACAUGAUACAUUACUCGAUGAUCCUUUUACAUGUGAUUAUCUUAUUAAAAAACGUCGUCAAACAUUUCCUAAUCAUAUUUUCAAUGAACAAAGAAUUAAUGUUAAAAAUAAUGGAGAAACUAUAGAAAUUUGGUUAUCAUGA
This is a messenger RNA of Rotaria sp. Silwood1, 324 nucleotides long. NCBI's taxonomy places the organism in Eukaryota, Metazoa, Rotifera, Eurotatoria, Philodinida, Philodinidae. The record is from the annotation of a GenBank genome assembly.